AUGGCCUGCACCGAUGACCAUCUCGCCCCACCGACGGCGACCCCCGCUCCAACGGUCGACAUGCUAACGCUCUCUCUACACCAACUCCAGAGCACUGUUACCAUUUUGGCGGAACCCCCCUUGUUCCUGGUCGGGAAACGACACCCCCACCCAGUAGCGGCUGGCACGGCUGGGGGAAGUAGCAGCCACCUCUUUUUCGUCACCGACCGCACCUCCGGUUGUGGAUUCCUGGUCGACACUGGAGCCGCAGUCAGCAUCCUUCCCCCCACCCCCGCUGAGAAGAGGCACCGCAGAGCCGACUAUACCCUUCAGGCGGUCAACAAGUCCAAGAUUGCCACCUACGGCCAUAGAUCCGCCACGUUGAACCUUGGACUGCGUCGCGCCUUCCGUUGGAUUUUCGCCGUGGCGGAGUUUCCUUACGCAGUCCUAGGGGCAUACUUUCUUACGCACUUCGACCUGAUGGUGGACAUGCGUCGCUCACGUUUGAUAGACAAUACCACUUCCCUACACGUCUGCGGUGUUCCGUCAUCCGUCCCCGCCAUUUCGCCCACCCUAAGACUACCCGAUUCCCCGGUGUACGCCAGCCUGCUCCGGGAGUUUGAAUCAAUCACGAGGCCGACCCAUUCUGACUGUCCACUCAAGCAUGCCGUUACUCACCACAUCGUGACCCGCGGCCCUCCCGUGAACGCUCGUCCUCGACGCCUUGCUCUCGAACGCCUGCGCAUCGCCAAGCACGAAUUUGACCAUAUGCUGCAGCUCGGUAUCAUCCGCCCCUCGUCAAGUCCUUGGGCGUCUGCUCUCCAUAUGGUCGACUUGGUGAAAGCGUAUCACCAGAUACCGGUCCAUCCACCAGACAUCCCGAAGACGGCCAUUACGACGCCAUUUGGCCUUUUCGAAUACGUCCGUAGGCCGUUCGGUCUCCGCAACGCCGCGCAGACGUUUCAACGGUUCAUCGACCAAGUUCUUCGUGGCCUGGACUUCGCUUUCGCCUACCUAGACGACAUUCUAGUCGCCAGCAACACCGAGGCUGAACAUCACGAGCACCUCCGGCAAUUAUUCGCCCGGUUGCAGGAGUACGGUGUGGUCAUUAACCCCAACAAGUGCGAGUUUGGAGUUUCUUCUAUCACUUUCGUCGGGCAUACCAUCACGCCCGACGACAUCCACCCACUUCCGGGCAAAGUGCAGGCUAUCUCCGACCGCCCUUUGCCAGACACCCAACGAGGCCUGCGGAAGUUCCUGGGGCUUCAGCUCGGGAACGCCGCCCUCCUCCACCACCCUCAACCCCACGCUAAAACGGCCCUGCUCGUUGAAGCCUCCAGUCAAGCUCUCGGCGCCGUGUUGCAGCAGCGGCAAGGCGGUGUUUGGAAGGCUCUCGGCUUCUUUUCUCGCAAGGUGUCACCCGCUGAGCGCCGCUACAGUGCCUUCGGCCGUGAGCUCCUCGCCGCGUACGCCGCCGUGCGGCACUAUCAGCAUUUUCUAGAGGGCCGCUCAUUCUCAUUAUAUACGGACCACAAGCCCCUCACGUUUGCGAUACGCGCCCCUACGGCCAACCACUCUCCCCGCGAAGCUCGCCAUAUGGCUUUCAUCUUGGAAUUCACGGAUGACGUGAGGCAUAUUUCCGGCCACCCCAACGUUGCGACUGACGCUCUCUCCCGGCCAUUCGCCGCGCCGCUCACAGCGCCUCCCCAGCAUUCACAAGUCGACUUCGAGGCUCUCGCCGCUGCCCAGGCCACCGACAGCACCUUGCGCACCCUUGGAACCGCUACUGCCAGCAACCUCCGAUGGGAGCCUGUUGAAUUUCCAUCAUCUGCUACUCCCAUUUGGUGCGACAUGUCAACCGGUUCUGCGCGACCCUACGUUCCUCCUUCUCUGCGCCGCGCAGUCUUUCUUGCCCUGCACGGUCUGGCGCACCCUGGGGUCCGUGCGUCGCGCAAGCUCUUGCUUAGCCCGCGCGCUAAUGUCUACCGCCGCACAUCCACUCCACCUGCCAGUUUCCUCGUUCCAGACGCCAGAUUCGACCACGUCCACAGGGAUAUCGUGGGCCCCUUGGCGCAAGUCCGUGGCCUCCGCUACCUCUUGACCUGUCUAGACAGGUUCACGCGGUGGCCUGAAGCCAUUCCCAUACCUGAGAUCACAGCAGAGACUGUCGCCGCCGCUUUCGUCGCCGGUUGGUUCCGUAACAACCGAUCCACCGUAACAACCGACCGCGGCAGACAAUUUGAAUAUCAUCUCUUCCGUGAGCUCUGCUGUCUCCUCGGGACCCGACACUGCCGUACCACAGCCUACCAUCCGGCAGCGAAUGGCUUGGUCGAGCGCUUUCACCGGCAACUCAAGACCGCCCUGUGCGCCACUGGCAGCCCGCUUUCCUGCCCUGAUCGUCUCCCGCUGGUUCUCUUGGGCCUGUGUUCGGCCGUUAAGCAGAAUCUGCGAUGCUGCCCUGCCGAGUUGGCCCUUGGCACCACGCUGCGCUUGCCCGGUUCCUUUUUUACCCCAGUCCCUGCUGACGCUGUACCAAACUAUUCGUCCUACCUCGCACGCCUGCGGUCCACCUUCCAAGGCCUCCUGGCCACUCCGACGCGGAACCAGUCUUCACGCCUGACUUUUAGACCACAAGGCCUUGACACGGCUACGCACGUGUUUCUGCGCCUGGACGCUGUGCGACCACUGCUCCAGUCACCUUACAGCGGGCCGCACGAGGUCCUGUCGCGGUCGCUGAAGCACUUCCGCCUGCUCCUUCCCCGCGGUCCGGACUCAGUUGCGGUCGACCGCCUCAAGCCAGCCUACCUGGACCCUUGCCCGUCUCCUUUGAUGGACCUUCGUCUUGGAACACUUCCCCAGUCUUGCUUCGAACAACUCAGGAAACUGGGACAGUAA
Messenger RNA from Ornithodoros turicata, 2874 nucleotides. RefSeq lists its product as uncharacterized. Gene Ontology annotation, molecular function: nucleic acid binding; aspartic-type endopeptidase activity. The record is from RefSeq and is a predicted model, not a curated record. The transcript is spliced from 6 exons. The coding region runs from base 1 to 2874 and encodes 957 amino acids. Gene Ontology annotation, biological process: proteolysis; DNA integration. Lineage: Eukaryota; Metazoa; Arthropoda; Arachnida; Ixodida; Argasidae.